AUGGCUGAACCACAUCCAAACCCACCUCCGUACUCUGCAACCGCAAACCCGAUAACCACACAACCAGCAUUCGUCGUGUACCCUGGACAAACCACGGUCGUGAUUGUGGAGAACCCGAUGGGUUACGAACCGUGCAUAUACCCCUGCAAAUCCUGCAACCUGCGGCUGACGACCAGGGUUGAGAGGAAACCGGCUUGCAGGACGCAUUUGUGUGCAGGAGCUCUGUGUCUUUUUGGAUUCUGGCCCUGCGUGUGCCUGCCGUACUGUGUGAAUGCCUGCAACGAUGCCGACCACUACUGCUCCAACUGUGGUUCUUAUAUCGGCUCCUACAGAGGCUGA
Molecule: messenger RNA, 339 nt
Organism: Aricia agestis (brown argus)
Lineage: Eukaryota; Metazoa; Arthropoda; Insecta; Lepidoptera; Lycaenidae
Product: lipopolysaccharide-induced tumor necrosis factor-alpha factor homolog
Exons: 2
Coding region: 1-339 (112 amino acids)
Molecular function (GO): zinc ion binding
Source: RefSeq, a predicted model, not a curated record